This is a messenger RNA of Puccinia triticina, 243 nucleotides long. RefSeq lists its product as uncharacterized. The transcript has 3 exons. The record is from RefSeq and is a predicted model, not a curated record. Bases 1 to 243 code for a protein of 80 amino acids. Lineage: Eukaryota; Fungi; Basidiomycota; Pucciniomycetes; Pucciniales; Pucciniaceae.
AUGCUGCCCUUUGUCCUGCCCUCCUCGACGGAGUCUUCGGGAGUGAAGACGAGGAGGCAUGGGAGCUACGAGCCCCCAGUGGCCCCUGAGUGUCUCGGCGGGCUGCUCGACUCGCGCGAGAUGCUGCUCUUUGGCCUGCCCUCCUCGACGGAGGUUUUGCUCCGGUUCAGGAAAACUGGGCAGACUUAUCUCAUCCCUGAUGAGCCGAAACCUGGCAGCCUCGAUCAAUCUCCAUUUGUCUAG